AUGCAGCUGACGGCUCGACAUCCCAUGGUGUGGUAUGCCAACAAAGGAUACAAGUUGCAGUAUAAAUGCACUCCAUCGUGGUCCCCAGUCUGUGUGAAUUUUUCUCCCUUCGACAUCAACGGAAGGAAAAUGCCUUGGAAUUCUUUCAACAUGGGGCUUUUAAAAGUAACUGUUGUAGUAUUCCUUCUGACUGCAAAGGUGCAUGUUACCAACUGUCAGCAGAAUGCUAAGGAUCAAUACUAUUCUGAUAUUGUGUUUCUUGUGGAUGGAUCUCGAAAUGUGGGACAAGCAGGAUUUAAACGUAUCCGAAACUUUAUUUUGAAGAUUGUUGAUCAGCUAAACAUUGGAGCCAAUAGAUACAGGAUUGGACUUGCUCAGUACAGUGGAGAGCCACGAACUGAAUUCCUACUGAAUAAAUUUCAGACAAAAGAAGAGGUGACAAACUACUUGGAGAAGAAGUACACCUUCAAGGGUGGAGCAGUAGCGAGGAUAGGACGUGGCAUUGAAUUUAUAAACAGGAACCUCUUUGUCAAAUCUGCUGGGAGCCGAAAAGAUAAAGGUGUUCCUCAGAUUGCCAUGAUUGUUGCUGCUGCGCCAUCACAGGAUAAAGUUGAAUCCGCUGCCAAGGCAUUGAAAGCUGAUGGCGUGAUGGCUAUUUCCUUCGGAAUAGGAAAGGCAUCUGAAAGUGAUCUAACCAAAAUGGCCUUUGUUGGACAAUACCCAUUUGUGGUUAAGGCUGAUCGUUUUGAUGAACUUAUGCCACUUGCUAACGACAUGGCCGCUACAAUCCAAACGAUGACACAGAAAUACUUUUUGCUGAAAGAGCUUGAAAAACCAGCAGUGUGCCAAACUGCUUCAAUUGCUGAUAUUGUUUUCCUUCUGGAGGAAUCAAGCAGAAUUCAAAGAACAAAUUUUCAGCUGAUCCUUGAUUUUCUGGAGAAUUUCGUCUCGGUUCUUGAUAUUGGCUCGGAGAAAGUGAGAGUUGGUUUGGUUCGGUAUGGAACAGUUCCGACACCAGAGUUUUACCUCAUUUCGUACCAGAACAAGGAUGACAUUCUCAGUCAUGUCAAAGCUAUCGCAAUUAGAUCUAUUAGGGAUGGAAGGAUAAAUGCAGGAGCUGCUCUGAAUUAUGUAAGAGAGAAUUACUUUGUGCCAAGGGCUGGUAGCAGGAAAAAACAAGGAAUUCCUCAAAUUGCAAUUAUGAUCACUCAUGGAAACUUUGACGAUGAUGUUAAAAAGCCAGCUGCUGCCCUUCGACGUAUUGGUGUUCUUAUAUAUGCCCUAGGAAUGCUGAGCACCCAAGGCAGCAAGCUUAUAAACAUUGCCUCAUAUCCUCCAGAAAAUUUUGUUUUAAGUAUAGACAGUUUUACAAAUUUAACAAAUCUUGAAAGAAUUAUCCAAAAGAAAAUUUGUGUUGGGAUCAUCCAUCUGACAUCAGUAAGACCGGAACAAACUGAUCAACUACAGCAAAGUUGCAUUGAUACUGAUGAGGCUGAUAUCUACUUCCUGAUUGAUGGGUCAGGCAAUUUAUCAUUUGAAGAUCUCAAAGACAUCAAAGAUUUCGUAAUAGAUGUCAUACAUGUAUUCAACAUUGGCACAGACAAAGUCCGGGUUGGUGUUGUCCAGUAUGGAUAUACUGCACAGACAGAAUUUGACAUUGCUCAAUAUGUAACUAAAAAUGAAGUAAUGGAAGCAAUGAACAAUAUUAGAUUGAUUGGAGGGGAGUAUUCAAUGGCAGGCCGAGCACUGACAUAUAUGAAGAAUCUCUUUAAUGAAGCAGAUAAAAGUCGUAAAAAUCGGGUGCGUCGCUUCCUGAUCACCAUCACAGAUGGAAAAUCACAAGAUGACGUUUCGAGAGCUGCUGCAGAAUUAAGGCAAAGAGGAGUAGAUGUUUAUGCUAUUGGUGUGGGGAAAGCCGAGCGGUCUGAACUCUUACAGAUCGGAGGAGAAAUAGAAAAGGUUUUCUACACUGAAAACUAUGACGCCUUGACAGAAAUAAAACACACUGUUUUGCGGGAUAUGUGUUCAAAAGAAGCUUGCAAUAAACUGGAAGUGGCAGAUAUCAUUUUCCUAAUUGAUGGAUCAAGAAGCAUAUAUUUUAAAGAUUUUGAUAAAAUGAGGAAUUUUAUAGAAACCUUAAUCAACAAAACUGAAGUUGGCAAAAGCAGAGUCCAAAUAGGUGUGAUACAGUUCAGUACAAGAACAAGGUUGGAAUUCCAGCUUGAUCAAUAUACUGAUAAAAGAGAACUACUGAAAGCUAUUUACGACAUUGAACAGCUGAAUGAGGAGACCAGUACAGGCCGUGCACUGAAGUUUACAAUAGACUACUUUGAUAGCUCGUAUGGGGGUCGACCUGGUGAACGGCAAUAUCUCAUUGUAAUUACAGAUGGGAAAGCACAAGAUGAGGUAUAUACACCUGCCAAAGCCAUUAGGGAAAAAGGGAUUAAUAUUUUUGCCAUUGGUGUCUACAAUGCUAAUAACAGUCAGCUCGUGGAUAUUGCAGGAUCCCAAGAUAAAGUUUAUCAUGCAGAGAACUUUGAUGCCCUGAAAGACCUUGAUAAGUUGAUCUCAUUUGAAGUGUGCAGUCCAUUUGAAGCAUGCAAGAGAAUAGAAGUUGCAGACAUUGUAUUUGUACUGGAUGGUUCGGACAGCAUAACCAUACCUCAGUUUGAAAGCAUGAAGAAUUUUGUGGUGGCUGUGGUGAACCGUUCUGAAGUUGACAGUAAUAAUGUUCGAUUUGGAGCCGUUCUGUUUGGAAACAGCCCACAGACCAUAUUCCAGCUUGAUAAAUUCACAAACAAAGCUGAAAUUAGAGAUACAAUUUUGCAAUUACAAAAACAUACGCGUGGAUCCAGGUACACUGUAAAGGCUCUACAGCGUGCAAGGGAACUUCUAACUCUAGAAAAGGGGGGACGAAGCAGAACCAAAGUGUCCCAGUUCAUUAUUCUUGUUACUGAUGGAGAAGUCAGAGAUUCAAAAGGUAUACCGGCCUUAGCUAAAGCUCUGAAUGAUGAUGGCGUGGGAGUCUAUGCCAUUGGUAUAUCUGGUGCCAGAAAAGAUGAACUUGUGGCAAUUACAAAAUUUGAAGAGAAAUACUACUAUGCUUUGGACUUCAGUGCUUUGCAAGGUUUAUCUAGAUCAAUUUCUCAGGAGCUGUGCAAUCAGACCAAACCUGGAUGUGAAGUUGAGAAAGCAGACAUUGUUUUCCUUUUGGAUAGCUCAGCGGUAAUAAAAGAGAGUGACUUUCAGAUGAUGAAGACUUCCUUGAAAGACUUUAUUAACUUGUUUGAUAUUGGUGAAGAUCAUUUCCAGUUUGCAAUAGCCCAAUAUGGCACUGCACAAACGGCUGAACUCUACUUGAAUGAGACUCAUUCACAUGAUACAGUAAGAAACAGAAUUGAUGAAAUGGUGCAGUUGCAGGGAAAAACUGACACAGGGGCAGCGUUACGAUAUGUGCACAGGUUCUUCCAGCCAUCACUGGGAAGUCGAAGGAAAGAGAAGGUGCCCCAGUACCUACUGGUGUUGACAGCUGGGGAAUCCAGUGACAGUGUGGUGGCAGCAGCUAAUGAUUUGAGGAAACAGUACAUCAAUAUAUUUGCACUGGGUAUUCAGUACGCAAACCCCAAUGAGCUUCUGCAAAUCACUGGAGCAGCGGACAGAAAAAUAUUUAUUAAUGAUUUUAAAGAUCUAAAUAAAAUUAAAAGAAGAGUUGUUCGUAAAAUUUGUACUCCUCUCCCUCCUCCGAAAGAGGAUCCAGCAUGCAAGAUAGACAUUGCCGUAGGGUUUGCUUUUGCAAAAGCAACUGGCUUACAGAACAUAUUCACUGGCCAGCAAAAACUACAAGUGAAGCUUGGACAAAUAUUGAAGACAAUGACUUCCCUACAAAACAUCAGUUGUGUAUCUGCUUCUAAGCUAAAUAUCCAAGUGGGUUUUCAUAUAAUAAGCACUACUGGCACAGCUGUCUUUGAAACUGAAUUUGAAGAGUUUAACCCAUUAAUUUUAGAUAAACUACUAGAAGUGCAAACAGAUGCUAGAAUUGAAUUGAAUGAAGAAUUAUUGAAAUCAUUUCCCGAAAAGUUUCAGGGGUCAACUGCAAAUGCAAAGGUGGUACUAAUAUUCACAGAUGGAUGGGAUGGCACGAAGGAGAGGCUGAAACAACUUUCAGAUCUAAUGUAUGAUAAAGGGAUCAAUGCCCUUAUUACUGUGGCUCUGCAAGAUGCUUCGAAAAUUGAUGAGGCUUUUCUUACUGACUUUGGAACUGGAUCUGGAUACAAACAACAGCUGUCAAUUGAAAUGGAUGAUAUUGAAAGUUCUUUGCUUAAACAAAUAAGUGCAGUUGCUGAAAUGAAGUGUUGUAAGGUCCGGUGUACGUGCAUGGGAGAACCUGGGACAACUGGUUUGCAAGGAAGAAAAGGACAGAAGGGGCGUAUAGGUCCAAGGGGAUAUGCAGGCUACCCAGGAGAAGAAGGAGCACCAGGAGAGAGAGGCCCGCAUGGAUAUAAUGGCACUCGAGGAGACAAUGGAUGCCGUGGUGACACAGGUGACAAGGGAAGAAGAGGUUAUCGAGGACAGAAGGGGAGCAAUGGGGACGAUGGUAUUGAUGGAGUAAUUGGAGAGCAGGGAAACCAAGGUCUUCCUGGAGUUUUGGGUGAAAAGGGCAACAGUGGUAAACUGGGUAGAAAGGGCCAAAAAGGACUUCCAGGUGAUCGUGGAGAGACUGGUUCACGUGGAGACCCUGGUGAACCUGGCACUGACAGCAAUGUUCAAGGUCCACAGGGUGAAAAAGGAAACCCAGGCCAAGUGGGUAAUCCAGGAAGCAUUGGCAUUCUGGGAAAACGUGGGGGUGUAGGAAACCCUGGUCCUAAUGGAGGGAGAGGACCGCCGGGUGCACAGGGGUCCAAAGGAGCAGUGGGUGAAAAAGGUCUCAAAGGAGAUCCAGGAAUCCGAGGCCCACAGGGGCCACCUGGUUCUGCUGGUGCUCCAGGUCGAAAAGGAGAACUGGGAGUUCGAGGUCAACAGGGUCAAUCUGGAAAUACAGGCCCUCAGGGAAUAACUGGAAACAUUGGCCGAAAAGGGAAUUCUGGUCAGUCUGGGAAUCCUGGAGAAAAAGGUGUGAGAGGAACAGAAGGACCCCGAGGAAUGAUGGGGAUGGAUGGCAAGCAUGGAUUUGGUUCCAGUGGACCAAAAGGCAGAAAGGGAGCACAAGGAAUCCCUGGAAAUCCUGGUCCACAGGGACUGAAUGGAGAACCUGGAGUUCCUGGUAAAAAAGGACCCAAAGGAAUAAGAGGCCGCAGGGGUACUGCUGGCUCCGUUGGUGAUCCUGGUGAUGCAGGCAUGAUUGGGCUUCCAGGAGCAAUGGGCCCCAAAGGACCACCUGGCCACAGAUCAGAAACGUCGUGUGGCCUUGUAGCAUAUAUACGAGACAACUGCCCCUGUUGUUCACAAAGAAGUGGAACAUGCCCAGUCUACCCCACGGAGCUGGCCUUUGCUCUGGACACAUCUUCAGAUGUCACUCCUCCUUUAUUUGAAAGGAUGAAGAAAAUUGUAAUUAAUUUCCUGCAGGAUAUUAACAUUGCUGAAAACAACUGUCCCACAGGUGCCCGCGUGGCUGUCCUUACUUACCAUAAUGAAGCAAAGCCUUUCAUUCGAUUUCCUACCUUUAAGAGAAAACAGUUACUUCUGAAAGGAAUAGAAGGACUAGCUCAUGAGCGAUCAAGAAACAGGCGGAACAUUGGCAACAGUAUGCGGCAUGUUGUCAGAAAUACUUUUAAGCGGGUUCGUAAUGGUGCCCUUGUGAAGAAAAUAGCCGUGUUUCUCACUAAUGGAGGAUCCCAAGACUCCGCGGCUUUGGCAGUGGCUGCCACAGAGUUCCGUGCUUCAGGUGUCAUUCCUGUCAUCAUCUCCUUUAAAAACAUCCCUGAAGUAGAACAAGUUUUUAAGGAUGCAGUGGUCGUAUUGCCAAGACAACAGCAAAGGUCCCAAGAUCUUUUGAAUCAAGUCUAUUUAUGCACAUUGUGCUUUGAUGAGUGUAAACCACAUAGCCAGUGUACAGGAGCUAGACCCCUCCCUACUAUUCCAGUAAACCUGGAUAUAGCUUUUGUCCUUAAUGAUUUAGAUGCAAUGGAAACUACACAUUCAGAUAUUGUUCAGCAUUUCCUAAACUCCAUGCUUAAUGAGUUUGUAAGUUCUGAAGAACCAAAGGCUCCUAGUCUUCAUCCUAGAGUGGCUAUUGUACAACAUACUCCAAGUUACGCACCAAGGUAUGGCAAAGAACCAUUUCACCUGGAGUAUGGGAUUUUGGAUUACACUGCAAAAACACUGAAAAAGCGACACAUCCAAGACUCAUUUAAUCAACCAGAGGACUUGUCCGGCCUUGACAGCACUAUUGAAUGGAGCCUGAAAAAUUUCUUCUCAAAUGCUACAAAGCAGAUGACUUACAGGGUUAUUUUUGCAAUAAUUUCAGGGGACACAAGUAUUGAUGAGAACAGAUUGCUGGAAAUAUCACAAGAUGCCAAAUGUAAAGGAUUUGCAGUCUUUGCAUUGGUCCUUGGAGAGAGAUCCAACAUCACAGUCCUGGAGGAGUUUGUCAGUUUCCCUCAUGAUCUGCAUUUACUCCAUCUGCACCAUCUGGAGUCUGAAAUAGAAUAUGCACAAAACUUUGCAGUAGCUUGCCUGAAAAACCUGGAAACUGGAAUUAACAAGUAUCCACCUCCAGCUCUAAAGACGGAAUGCAAAGGAAAAAAUUCUCAACACACAAAAGAGAAGAAAACAUUUCCCGAAGCACUAGUGAAUAUUAUGGACGAUUUUGAAGAACAAAGAGGUGAUAUCAACACCUAUGAUGUGUGUGAAUUGAAUCGUGAUUCAGGGGAUUGCUACAACCAUACCUUAAAAUGGUUCUUUGACAAAAAAUCACAGAUCUGCAAAAGGUUCUGGUACGGUGGCUGUAAAGGAAAUGAGAACCGAUUUGACACAAGGGAAGAAUGUGAAGCCUUAUGUUUAAGAUCUCCCUUCUAACUGCCGUGGUGGAUUUGAUUUCAGAUAAAUACAAUGAUAACAAGCAUGAAAUUCCUAUGUACCAUGCCAUUUUCUAUUUACAUAUACAAUACCUUAUUUAUAUUGGCACACCAUGUUUUAACUACCUACCACUCUUUGUUGAGUAAUAAUUAAAAGACAGGAUUAUCCCAUUUACAUCCUUCCUUAAAGUAGGAAAGCUCACAAUGGAUAAGGAAAUCUUCCUUCUGUGGAUUUUCUUUUGCAAAGAUAAAAGAGCAGAAAAAUGGCAGAAGGAUCAUCCAGAAAUAAAUAAACAAAUGGGUUCCACAGUUUUUUUUUGUCUACAAACUUGCAAUCAAGUAAGACUAAAUUAAAGCACCCAAUUCUUCCUCUCCUGGUCACCCAGGAGAACUCCCAAAUGUGGGCGAGGCUCUGCACUCUAGGGCAGGAAGUCAAAACACAGCAGUGUGGUUGCUUACAUCAGGACUACCAUGCAAAGUAUGAGCUAGAAUCCUGAGAGCUUUUGAUUCUCCAGCAGAGUGUGUGUUUGUGUUUGUGUGUGUGUGUGUGUAUUGGGCGUGGGGUUGUGGUGGGGUGGGAAGUGAUGGAAGAAAAAAAUCUGUACUUGCAGGCAAAUUCUUCAACUUACCCCAAGAACCUGUGGGUUCCCUCAUCAUAACUGCCAGUUUUAACGAAAAACCUUCAGUAGGGCAUAGACCAAGAAACUCAGGAAACUGAAAAAUUCAUCUAAAUAUUAUUACUGAUCCUGUUGAUGAAGCAAAGAGGCAAAAAUGUUGUACUGUUUUUAGUGACAAAUUCAUAUUUGGAAGGUACUAGUAAAGUAUUACUAUCCAAAUGUGAAUGAUUUGAGAAAUCUUCAUCUAGGUUAAAUGCCUAAUGUCUUUGACAGUCAUUACAAUGUUUAAAAUGAGAAUCUUCCAGAAGUUUAAUCCUUUUGUGUCAAUGUUGUUUCGAUUACCUGUUUUAAUGUACUAAAAUGCUUAAUUUAAUUUUAAAUGGGUAUUGGUUCAAAAUUUAAAACAUAUGUCAUUUUAUGUAUAAGAUUCCUUUAAGGUAUGGUGCUACUUCAUGUACAAAAUGUAUUGGUGAACUAGCUGUACAUUUACCAAGAUUCAAUCAUAUAUGGAUAUAGAAAAUAUUUGCAAAGGAAAUGUUAAAAAUGAAAUCAGUACUUGGAGUAAUUAAAAGGUGAGUUAGGGAUUCUAAUCCAAUCAAACAGGAUUUUUUUCUAAUGUUGCGUUCUGGUGAGUUUCCACAUUUUCAAUUACUUGUGUUUCUCACAAGAAUAUACAUUUAUAAAACUUGAAAAGCUCAACAAACCGUGUGUAUACCAUGUCAAUAAUUGUUCCCUUAUUGAUCAGUACCAGGCAGUAAUAUUUUUAUUACAAAUACACAUUGUAAAAUUAUUGCUGGAAUCGUUAGAACUGAAGAUGAUUACUUUUUUCUGUAUAUUCCAGGUGUAUUUGUUACAAGGAAAAUAUUGUUCUUUGCUCAGGGUAGGGAAUGUGGUUGUUUGCAUGUUUCCUUGUUUGUCUUUCUAAAGGUCGUGGUACUGCUGUGCCGAAGGAAUAACCUGAUAGCUUCAGUGAAAUGGCAGUAUAAUGAUGAGAAAAUUACAGUUGUAUGAUAUAAUAAC
Pristis pectinata (smalltooth sawfish) is the source of this 8650-nucleotide messenger RNA. Its product is annotated as collagen alpha-6(VI) chain-like. Lineage: Eukaryota; Metazoa; Chordata; Chondrichthyes; Rhinopristiformes; Pristidae. The coding region runs from base 1 to 7014 and encodes 2337 amino acids. The record is from RefSeq and is a predicted model, not a curated record. Gene Ontology annotation, biological process: extracellular matrix organization. Gene Ontology annotation, molecular function: extracellular matrix structural constituent conferring tensile strength; serine-type endopeptidase inhibitor activity. The transcript is spliced from 39 exons.